AUGGUGGGACCGGAGCAUGUCAUGGGAUUGGCCAUUGGCAACGAAUUGGAGUUGCUUCACAACCAUGCAGACGCGGCGUGUGUCGCCGAACUCUUCAGCGGUGGCCGGCUCUGGAAGACCUUCACGGAGCACAUCAGCGAGUUCGAUCGAAUGGGUUUUUCUGCGGUUCCGGUAACCUCAGUGUUCACAGCAAGCAUCCUUACAGAUUCUGUCCGUGUACCCUUCAUGGAAGAUCCCAAGACCGGCUUGGUGAAUAGCUUUCUGCUGGACGCAAUCCGCAAGUAUGGCAAGCGAUAUGCCUUUUCCUUCAAUGUCUAUCCUUAUUUCGACCCUGGCAUCCACCUCAAUCCUGGCACCACGGACAAGUGCAGCUUAGAUCUACCUCGAGUGAUUUGUUGGGACAAACCCAACUGCCUUGGGCCCAACAUCAUGGCCGCUGCACGGCGGCAGAUGAUCCGGCUCACCGGGCGGCGGGAUGAUUUGUUUUGGAUCGGAGAAAUUGGUUGGUCUUCUCCAAAGGCUGAAGCACUCGGCACUGCCAUGGCAGACUGCGAAGAGUUCUCCUCACUUGAAACCUUUCAGACUUUUUAUAAUGGCUAUUUGCAGUGGAAUCUUCAAGUCCCUGGGGGACUGCCUGGUCCUGACCAUGCUUUCUUCUUCACAUUGCGUGAUGCGUUGAACUUUGGCCAGCAGGAGCAUUUUGGUCUGCUGGUUAGUUGCGAAUCGCUCGGUUGCAAGAUCGCCAAGCCCAGCUUCCGUGCGGAGAUUUGUGCGUUGCCAAAACCACCUUCAGGGAUGACCUGGCAGGGCUGGGCUUUUGUAGCGUUGGGCAUCUUUUUGGCGAUGGUCUUGGGCUUCACUUGUCUCUAUGUGCGAUCGCCGAAAGUCAAGAGAUUAGUCGAUUCGUCGACCAAGCGAAAGAAGGCGCGACGACUCGCUGAGGUCGAAAUGGAAGGCUCUUCCAGUUCGGAGUGA
Cladocopium goreaui is the source of this 975-nucleotide messenger RNA. The record is from the annotation of a GenBank genome assembly. Lineage: Eukaryota; Dinophyceae; Suessiales; Symbiodiniaceae.